Molecule: messenger RNA, 17108 nt
Organism: Danio rerio (zebrafish)
Lineage: Eukaryota; Metazoa; Chordata; Actinopteri; Cypriniformes; Danionidae
Source: RefSeq, a predicted model, not a curated record
AUAGCCAAUCAACAUCUGUGGAUGAGUCAAGACGGAGAUUUAUCCGAUAUAUGAUUGUGGAAUAACAGGAGGAUUAUAGGAAUCAAUACAGAUAAAGGAAUACUUUUUUGUGUUUUGUGUUUCUGAGGAAUACUAAAGAUUCAGUCUGGAUGGUGAAGACCUUCAGCUCUUCAGAAACACAAUGAAGGCUCUGCUGGUGUCUCUGCUGGGGUUUAAUCUGGUUAUAGUCAUGGGGCACUGGUGUGAGCAGGUGGUCGAGGAGCAGGUGGAGAGACUGGUUUCUCCCCGUCAGCAGCAGGAGGUGGACUGCUCCUCUGUUUAUCAGUUCAACACUCAGGGCUGGAGGCUGGAUGUGGAGCGCAUGCGGCACGAACACGGAGGAGACGACGGCAUCGCUCGAUAUUACCAGAGACAAGGCCCUAAAGCUGCCUGCUACAUAUUCAAACCUCCUGACAUCGAGACAGAGGUGGUGAACCGGACAGUCAGGCAGUGUUGUGAAGGCUGGACUGGACCACACUGCACACAGGGUGUGAGUGUUCGCGGUCAGUGUUUCUCCACCUGGACGUGUGAGGAGUUUCCGGGGGUCCAGAACUCGUCUCUGAUGGCGCUGGAGCAGUGCUGCGGUCACCUGUGGGCUCUGAGCUGGAGGAACGCCUCCGACCACACCUGUCUGUCCUGCACAUACACACUCCUGCCAGAUGUGGGUUCGUCCCCAGUGGUCCGCGGUGGGCUGUUACGGGGUGUCCGUGACCCGCAGGCCUCCUCCACCUGUAUGAGCUGGAGCGGGACACACUUCCGCACCUUCGACCGCAAACACUUCCACUUCCAGGGCAGCUGCACGUACCUGCUGGCUUCAUCCACUGACGGGACGUGGGCUGUGUACAUCAGCACAGUGUGUGAGACCAGCGGACGCUGCAGGAAGGAUCUGCGGAUGAUGUUGGGUCUCGGCUUGGUUUCUAUUCAUAAAGACAACAUGACUGUUAAUGGUUUAGCUGUACCUCAGGGAGAACCGCUCUUUCAGAAUGGAGUCAGUGUUCAUUGGCUGGGGGAUUUUGUGUUUGUGGAGAGUGGUUUGGGCGUCAGACUGAAGUUUGACAUGGAGAACACCAUCUAUCUGACAGUUACUGCAGAACACCUCACAAACACUAGAGGACUUUGUGGAGUUUAUAACAACAAUCCUGAUGAUGACUUCACUACCAGCACUGGAAGUGUGUCUCAGUACGCUGCCAGCUUUGGAAACUCAUGGCGCGUACAAGAUCAACAACAAAGCCAGGUGUGCAGUGAUGCUGCUGAAUUGGGCCACAGCUGUGAUCUGUCCAAUGAUGUUUCUCUACGGAGAGAUGCAGAAUCAGCCUGUCAUCUUCUGAAAGAGACUCCGUUCUCUCACUGCCAUCAUCAGGUGGAUCCCGGGCCGUAUAUUGACACCUGCCUGUAUCUGUUCUGCAGUUUGGAGGUAAAAGACAGAGAUACUGCUGUGUGUGACACACUAGCGAGCUACGUGCGCGAGUGUGCUCAACAACACAUCAUUAUCAGCUGGAGGAGAAGAGGAUUUUGUGAGCGUGUGUGUCCUCGAGGUCAGGUGUUUUCUGACUGCGUGUCCUCCUGUCCGGCCACAUGUGCGUCUCCUCGACCUCCAGCAGCGGGUCAGUGUCGGGACGAGUGUGUGGGGGGAUGUGAGUGUCCUCAGGGUGUGUAUCUACACGCGGGACAGUGUGUGAGGCGGGAUGACUGCCCCUGCUUCCACAGACGACACUCCUACAGCGCAGGACAAACCAUCAGACAGAGAUGCAACACCUGUGUGUGUCGUGCCGGGCAGUGGGAGUGUUCUACAGAGAAGUGUGAAGCUCAGUGCUCUGUGUUAGGAGCCAUGCACAUCACCACCUUUGACCAGAAGAGAUACGGCCUGCAGACUGCAGACUGCCGCUUUACUGCUGUAGAGGACUUUGUGGAUAAGAAGCUCAGCAUCAUCAUCGGUGCAGGGCCGUGUGCUGGGGGAGAAGCUGGAUGUCUGAGAGAGAUGAGCAUCACUGCGCUACACACCACACUCACUGUCACUGAUGCAGGCUCAGUGCUGGUGAACGGGCACAGGAAUCCUCUGCCGGUGGUCACAGGAGAUCUGCUGGUCAGGCGAGCGUCCUCUAGUGUCCUGCUGAUUCAGGCGUUCGGUGCUCAGCUGAUGUGGCAUCUGGACGGGCCUUUAUUAUUCAUCACCCUGCAGCCUGGCUUCGCUCAUAAGGUUCGAGGGUUGUGUGGCACUCUGAGCUGGAGUCAGCAUGAUGAUUUCACCACUCCUGAAGGUGAUGUGGAGAACAGCGCCGCCUCUUUUGCUGCCAAAUUCAUAGUGGGCUCCUGUCCUGCACCCUCAGCGAUGACGUCUGACCCCUGCGGGACGCUGACCCAGCGCAGACAGCUGGCAGAGAGAGUGUGUUCAGUCAUCCACAGCAAUGUCUUUCAGGCGUGUCAUGAUGUGGUGGACAGAGAGCCGUUCAUGCGUCUGUGUGUCAGUGAAGUGUGCAGCUGCGGCCCGCAGGCAUCCUGCCAUUGCUCCGUCCUCACCGCAUACGCCACACACUGUGCUCAAGAGGGGGCGCUGCUGAGCUGGAGGAAUCACACAUUCUGCCCGGUGCAGUGCUCUGGGGGUCAGGUGUAUCAGGAGUGCGGGCGUCUGUGCGGGACGUCCUGUGCUGAUCUGUGGGACGGCUGGAGCUGUGAGCCGGACGAGGGCAGCAGGGUGUGUGUUUCGGGUUGUCAGUGUCCUGAUGGACUGGCGCAGGACGCUCAGGGUCAGUGUGUGCCCGUCCACAUGUGCCCCUGUAAGAGCGGAGACACUCUCCAUCCCGCCGGCAGCUCCAUAAACAACAACUGCAACACCUGUGUUUGUGCUCGUGGAGUGUGGAACUGCACUGAUCUCUCGUGUCCAGAGCUCAAUCAGUGUCCAGGAUCUCUGAUCUUCUCUCCUCGCUCCUGUCUGAGGACCUGCUCAAGUCCAAACUCUCCUCUGGAUGCCUGUACUGAACCCAUCCAUGGCUGCAUCUGUCCGGAGGGCACUGUACUACUGGGUGAUCAGUGUGUGAAGCCAGAUGAGUGUCCAUGCCAUCACAAUGGCAGACUUUAUUUCACCAAUGACACCAUCUCUAAAGACUGCAACACAUGUGUUUGUCGAGAGCAGCGUUGGCACUGCGGUCAGGCAUUGUGUUCAGGCACCUGUGUGGCCACUGGUGACCCGCACUACAUCACAUUUGACGGUCGUCAUUACUCCUUUCUGGGGGACUGUGAGUACGUUCUGGUCCAGGAGAGCAGCGGUUUGUUCAGUGUCAGUGCAGAGAACGUUCCCUGCGGGAGUACUGGAGUGACCUGCACUAAAUCAGUCACUCUGACCAUCGGGAACACAGCCAUACACCUGCUGAGAGGUAAAGCUGUGACUGUUAAUGGGAUUCCAGUCACUCUUCCAAAGUCAUACUCUGGCAGUGGCCUGAUUCUGGAGCGGGUUGGGUUAUUUGUGUCUCUUUCCUCUCGACUCGGAGUCACUUUGCUCUGGGAUGGAGGUAUGCGUGUUUACGUCCGACUGAUGCCACAUUUGCACGGACGAGUUGGAGGACUGUGUGGAAAUUUUGAUGGAGAUGCAGAAAACGACUUCACUACGAGACAAGGCAUCAUGGAGUCCACUCCAGAGCUGUUCGGAAACUCCUGGAAGAUCAGCCCUUCAUGUCCUGAUGUGGCAGACCAGGAUCUCAGAGACCCCUGUUUUAUUAAUCCUCACCGUGUGACGUGGGCCAAAAAGAAGUGUGCAGUGAUCAAUCAGGAGAUCUUUAGCUCGUGUCAUUCAGAAGUGCCGUACCAGCAGUACUACGACUGGUGUGUGUUUGAUGCCUGCGGGUGUGACUCUGGUGGCGAUUGUGAGUGUUUGUGUACUGCUGUAGCUGCGUAUGCAGAGGAGUGUAACCGCAGAGGAGUGUAUGUGCGCUGGAGGUCACAAGAACUCUGCCCGCUGCAGUGUGAGAACGGUUUGGUUUAUGAGGCUUGUGGUGCUGCCUGUUCUCCAGCGUGUCCCAGCACUCCUUCUCUCUCUGAUAGCCUGUGCAGCGCCCUCUCCUGUGUGGAGGGCUGUUUCUGUCCUCAAGGCACCGUUUACCACGACGACGCAUGUAUUUCUCCAUCUCAGUGUCCAUGUGAGUGGGACGGCUCUGUGUUUCCAGCAGGAGCGAUGGUCACUCAACAUUGUCAGAACUGGUCUGUUUACAGUCUCUUUAUCAUCCUGAAUAUUACACACUGCACAAGGUUCAGUAGUGAAGUGUUCACUGCGCUCUUGCAUUAUGGUCUUAAUGUCUCCAUCCGCAGCUCUUGCUCUGCUGGUUUGUGGCAGUGUGUUGGAUCUCCGUGUCCUCCUCCGUCUCCCUGUAAGGACUCAGAGUUUCGCUGUUCUGGUGGAUCUGAGCGCUGUAUUCCUGCAGUGUGGGUCUGUGAUAAUGAAGACGACUGCGGGGACGGUUCUGAUGAGGUCUGUCCAAUCACCUGUCCUCCUGAACACUUCCGCUGCUCUGGCGGAGCAUGUUUACCUGUGGAGCUCAGGUGUGAUGGACAUCCAGACUGCGCCGACCAAUCAGACGAGGACUUCUGUCCUCCGAGCACACCUGAGUCUGGCUGUCCCUCCGGAGAGUUCAGAUGUGCAAAUGGACGCUGUGUGCCGGGGCAUAAAGUCUGUGAUGGGAGGAUGGAUUGUGGAUUUGCUGAUGACUCUGAUGAAUAUGACUGUGGCGUGGUGUGUCGGCAGGAGGAGUUUCGCUGUUCCUCCGGUCGCUGUGUGCUGUUUCUGCACCGCUGUGAUGGUCACGAUGACUGCGGAGAUUACAGUGAUGAGCGAGGGUGUGUGUGUGCUCUCGGAGAGCUCCAGUGUCCGGGAGAUCAGUGUGUGUCUGCAGAGAGAGUGUGUGAUGGAAACAGAGACUGUCCAUCCGGCAUCGAUGAGCUCAUCUGUCCUGCCAAAGGAUGCAGUCAGUUUGAGUUCGGCUGCACCAGUGGUCAGUGUGUGCCGCUAGCGUGGCGCUGUGAUGGAGAGACAGACUGUCUGGACGGCAGUGAUGAGAAACGCUGUUCCCGCACUUGUCAAUCUGACCAGUUCCUCUGCCAGAGCGGAGACCAGUGCGUCCAGUACCAGCAGCUCUGUGACGGGACGCCAAACUGUAGAGAUGCCUCCGACGAGAGCCUGGACAACUGCGGAUCCACACGGAUUCCUCCCUGUCCUGGCAGCUUCUCGUGUGAUAAUCGCACAUGUGUGAACGCUUCACGUGUGUGUAACGGCAUUCCCGACUGCCCGAAAGGAGAGGACGAGAUCCUCUGUGAUAAGGUGAGACCCUCCGCAGCGCCCCCAAGUGAAGGAAACAUCAGUCGCAUCUGUCCAGAGUUCACCUGUGCUGACGGAUCCUGCGUUCCCUUUAAUACGAUGUGUAAUGGAGUAUCAGACUGUCCCGGGACGGAGGCUUCAGAUGAGUCUGGCUGUGGGGUUUGGGGUCCUUGGGGCCCCUGGAGCGCCUGCAGUCGGAGCUGUGGAUCGGGAAUCAUGAGCCGACAGAGAAGCUGCAGUCCGGGGCUUUCAGACUGUAGAGGACACAAAAAACAACGCCAGCAGUGCUACUCCACCGCCUGUGCCGUGGAUGGCUACUGGUCACCGUGGUCAACAUGGUCAAACUGCAGUAAAAGCUGUGGUGGUGUUGAAAUCCGUCAGAGAGAGUGUUUUCCACCGCAGAACGGUGGUAGAAGCUGUGCAGAUCUACCUGGAGAAACUAACAUGACCACCGAUAUCAGGCCGUGUGCUCAGGAUUGCUCUGAUGUCUCCUGUCCUGCUGGUUUGGUCAGUCACACCUGUGCUUCGUGCCCCUUGACCUGCGCUCAUGUAUCCGGGACCGCGACCUGUGACCCUGACUCAAAGUGCUUCGCAGGCUGCUGGUGUCCUGAAGGGAAGGUGAUGAAUGCGGAUCAUCAGUGUGUUCCUCCAGAGGAGUGUGUGUGUGAGGUGUCUGGCGUACGCUACUGGCCCGGUCAGCAGGUCAAAGUGGGCUGUGACAUCUGUGUGUGUGAGAGAGGCAGAACCCAGCACUGCCAGCCUAAUCCAGAGUGCUCAGUUCACUGCGGCUGGUCCUCCUGGUCUCUCUGGGGUGAGUGUUUGGGUCCAUGUGGAGUUCAGAGUGUCCAGUGGUCUUUCCGAAGCCCAAAUAAUCCCACAAAACACGGAAACGGCCGUCAGUGUCGAGGAAUUUACCGGAAAGCCCGACGCUGUCAGACAGAGCCGUGCAGUGAGUGUGAGUAUUUGGGACAUACAUAUGCAGUGGGCGAGCGCUGGAAAGGAGGUCAGUGCCAGCUGUGCCAGUGUUUGCCCAACCUCACUGUACAGUGUGGCCCAUACUGCCCAUAUGCUGCCACUGGAUGCCCACAGGGUCAUAUUCUAACUCCAGCAGAAGGAGACGAGUGCUGCCAUUGUGAGGAGAGACGUAAUGGUUCCACUAUUACGACGACUACGCCAAUGAUCCUGCCAAUAACACUCGAACCCUCCAGACCACCAGAGGGCCCUCCAACAGUGCCCACAUACCCUCUACCACCCGGAGAUGAGUGUUGGUCAGCUCUGGGUGUUCAGUCGCUCCCUGCUGUCAGCUUCAGCUCCUCAUCCCACCAGGCCGGUCACCCUCCGUCUGCUGGACGUCUGAACACUGGAGACCCUCACCGAGACCUGCAGGGCUGGAGCCCGGAACCGGAGCAGUACAAAGAGCUCCCGCACGGGACGCCAGAGGACACCAGACACCCCUCACACGGCCCGUACCUGCAGAUAGACCUGCUCACACAACACAACAUCACAGGUGUGUUGACGCAGGGUGGUGGUGUGUUUGACACAUUUGUGUCCAGCUUUUAUCUGCAGUUCAGCAGUGACGGCCUUCAGUGGUCCACGUAUAAAGAGAUGAUCACCGACGCCAGGCCCAAAGCAAAGGUGUUUCAGGGAAACAGUGAUGACCGCGGUGUAUCUCUGGCCCGUCUGGACCGGAUGGUGUCAGCUCGGUUCAUCAGGAUUCUCCCUCAUGAUUUCCAGAAUGGGAUAUAUCUGAGAGUGGAAAUCAUGGGAUGCCCUGACGGCACUGGUCCUGGUGCUGUGUGUCCGCCGGGACAUUUCCUCUGUCCUGCACCUCCUCCAGGACUCUGCAUUGAGGAGAAGCUCCUCUGCGAUGGAGUUCCUCACUGUCCUGAUGGAGCGGAUGAGAGAGACUGUAAACACACUAACAUUAGCCACAUCACCCCGACUGCUGCUGCGCUCAGGACACCCAGCAAAAUCAGGACCACACCGACCCUUCUGACCACCACUGAAGGAGGACCAAGUCAAAAAGGUGUGUGCGCUUCUGCUCUGGGAUUGGAGGAUGGGCGUGUCCAUUACGGUCAGCUGACCUCGUCCUCUUACAGAGAGAAUAACCCUGCUGAUGCGGGGCGACUCAACGUAGUGCCCAAUGUGAUGGUGAUGGAGCCAGGAUGGAGUCCAUUACCUGCAGAUCCUCAUCCAUAUUUCCAGGUGGACUUCCUGGAGCCCACAUGGGUUUCCGGUGUGGUGACGCAGGGCAGUGAACGCAUGUGGGGUUACUUGACCAAAUACAGACUGGCCUUCGCUCUGGUGGAAAAUCAGUUCAUCAACUUUACUGAGAGCGGAGACACAGACGCUCCUCCAAAGAUGUUUGAGGUGAGGAUGGUCAGUCGGACUCCUGUCACCCGCUGGCUGCCCCGGCUGGUCAGAGCUCGAUUUCUCCGCAUCAUUCCUGUAGAGUUUCGACACACUUUCUACCUGCGCGUCGAAGUCCUGGGAUGUAGAGGAGGUAGAUGUGUUGUCUGGUUGGUCACACCCAGUAGUUUAGUGACCACAGUGCCACCUGGUGUUCCAGGAGUGCAGAACUACACUGAACCAGCAGGACGUCCUGGAUAUCACAACUACACCUCUGGAGCUCCAGGACUCCAGACCAAGAGUCCACAGGACGGCAGACCCGGUGUUGCAACACCAACCGGAGGACCAGACCUUCAUAUUAUUACACCUACAGCCACAGCAUUCUGGGAUGCAUCUACACCAUAUGAUGAGUUACCCAGGGUUGAGUGUGUGGAGGGUCAGUUCAGCUGCCGGACAUUCGGCUGUGUGGAAGAUGAACUCGUGUGUGACGGGCAUGAAGACUGUCCUGACGGAUCAGAUGAACUUCACUGUGGGUCAGCGUCUCCUCCUCCAGGACGGGUCUCUCCCUCUCAGCGCCCUCUGCUGCCCAAGCUCUGCUCCUCCAAGCAGUGGAGCUGCUGGAGUGGAGAGUGUGUGAGUUUGGACAGGAGGUGUGAUCUACACUCAGACUGUGCUGACGGAUCAGACGAGAACGACUGCUACGACUGUAUUCUGUCCUCCUGGGCGUCCUGGAGUCAGUGCAGUGUCUCGUGUGGUUUGGGCUCAAUCUUUCGCCAGAAGAACAUCCUGAGAGACGCUCGACCCGGAGGAUCCUGUGGAGGAGCUCAGUUCGACAGCAGACCCUGUUUCCUGCAGGCCUGUCCUGUGUCCGGUCAGUGGUCAGAGUGGACGCAGUGGUCCGGCUGUGACGUCCCGUGUGCUGGAGGCCUGAUGGUCAGAAACAGGACCUGCUCCAAUCCUCCUCCCAAAAAUGGCGGUCGUGACUGUGAAGGGAUGAGCAGACAAACACACACCUGUAACACACAGUCCUGCGGCUCCGACACAGACACACAGAGCGGCUGCACUGGAGGAAUGAUCCUGAUGGACGAGUCUGACUGUUUGGCAGGAAAAUUCAGCCCGUGUCCCCUGACCUGCUCUGACCUUCAUUCAGAGAGAAACUGCACAUUAAACUGCACUGCAGGAUGUCAUUGCCCUCCUGGGCUCUUCCUCCAGUCUGGCCGGUGUGUGAAUGUCAGUGAAUGUGAAUGUUUCUGGAACGGGUCGCUCAUUCAGCCGGGUCAGGACGUCAGUAACUCCAGCUGCAGCUCCUGUGUGUGUAAAGAUGGGCGUGUCCUAUGUGAUGAGUCCAGCUGUGUCGCUCGAUGUGAUUGGUCGGCCUGGUCUUCGUGGACAUCAUGUGACAGCAGCUGCGGGACAGGAGUACAGCACCGCUACAGGUCUCCUCUGAGUGCAGUGGGAGCACUGCAUGUGGAGCCGUGUGAAGGAGACUCCACUGAAGCCAGACGCUGCUCUGUUCCCUGCACAGACGGUGCUGAUGGAGCGCAGUGGAGCGACUGGACACACUGGUCUGAGUGCAGUAAGACGUGUUUUCAUCACGUGGAUGCUGUGGGUAUGAGGAAACGCUUCAGGAGCUGUAAUCACACACACACCUGUGCAGGAGAUGCAGACGAGCAGGAGCCCUGCAACACACUGCACUGCCCUGUGAAUGGAGGCUGGUCGUCCUGGUCCAGCUGGUCUGAUUGUUCGUCUGACUGUGACUCCGGUGUUCAGACGAGUGAGCGGUUCUGCAGUUUCCCACCGCCACUGUACGGAGGUCUCGUCUGUCCUGGUCCACACAUGCAGACACGAGACUGCAACGUCCAACCCUGCACUGGUGUGUGUCCGGAUGGUAUGACGUUCCUAUGGAAGCAUCAGUGUGAGGCUCAGGGUGGCGCAUGUCCGCGAGUGUGUCUGGAUGCCAUGGCAGAUGUGCAGUGUGCGUCUGAGUGUUAUGAUGGAUGCUACUGUUCUCCAGGUUUCUAUCUGUUUAAUAAGAGCUGUGUGCAUCUCCAGUUUUGUCCCUGUGUCCACCAGGGGGCGCUACUGAUGCCUGGAGACUCUGUACCGCGAGACAGCUGCAAUAACUGCACGUGUGUUAAUGGAGAGAUGCAGUGUGGAGAAGAGCCCUGCCCUGUGCAUUGCGGGUGGAGUGAAUGGACCAGCUGGAGCGCGUGCAGUAGGACGUGUGACGUGGGCAUUAGACGCCGCUAUCGCUCGGGAACCAAUCCAGCGCCAGCAUUUGGGGGUCGGGUCUGUGAGGGCGAACGCAUCGGGCUGGACACGUGCAGCGUUACACCGUGCUUCGGAGUGAAGGGGCCGUGGAGCCGCUGGUCUGAGUGUUCGGUGUCCUGCGGCGGAGGCUACAGGAGCAGAACGAGAGGACCAAUCAGGAGCCACGGCACACAGCAGCAGUUCAGUGCCUGCAACCUGCAACCCUGCGGUAACAGAAGUGGGUGUUCAGGCGGUCAGCAGUGGUCAGUGUGUGUCAGAGAGCAGCUGCUGUGCUCAGAUUUGGGGACGGAGGCUCAAAAAGAUGCGCACUGCCACCCGGGAUGCCAGUGUCCUGAAGGAUCUGCUCUACAGGAUGGCGAGUGUGUGCCUGUUUCGCUCUGUCACUGUCAUGUAAAUGGAGAGCAGCACAAACCCAGAGCCACCGUCAACAAAGACUGCAACAACUGCACGUGUGAAUCAGGAAAGCUGGUCAACUGUACCAGUGUGGAUUGUGAUGUGGACGGUGGCUGGUCAUCUUGGACCCCGUGGGGUGUGUGUUCAGUAUCAUGUGGUGUGGGUCUUCAGUCUCGGUAUCGCUUCUGCUCUGACCCGGAGCCUGCUGGAGCUGGUUUACCAUGCACUGGAGCCCAUCGAGACGACAGAGUGUGCGCUUCAACACCCUGCAGCCGAGACGGUGGCUGGAGCGACUGGUCCUCCUGGACAGACUGCAGCAAGUCGUGUGGUGGAGGAGUGAAGAGUCGCAGAAGAGACUGCGAUAGACCAAUCAGGACAGCCGAUGGGGACCAGUGUGAAGGACUGGACACUGAGGUCACACUCUGUAACACACAGCACUGUGCAGUGUCAUCUUGUUCACACGUCUCUGGAAGUGUGUUCAGUGCCUGCGGACCCUCAUGUCCACGAUCAUGUGACGACCUCACUUUCUGUGAGUGGCGCUGUGAGCCGGGCUGUUACUGCACUGAUGGUAAAGUUCUGACCUCAAAUGGGACGGAGUGUGUGGAGCAAGACUCGUGUCCCUGUCUGGACCUCAACACUGGAGAACGAGUCCAACCCGGAGACACCGUCCCGACUCCAGACGCCUGCAACAACUGCACAUGUGAAGGAGGCAGACUGUCCUGCACUGAUCAUCCAUGUCCAGUGGAUGGAGACUGGUGUCAGUGGUCUGCCUGGACACCCUGCUCUAAGACCUGUGGGCUGGAGUGGGUGUCACGCUACAGGAGCUGCUCCUGUCCCGAACCCAUGUCUGGAGGAGCUCCCUGUGCAGACCAGCAGGAGGAGCACGCCGGGCUGGGGGUCCAGAUCCAGAGACAGCCCUGCCCAUCCAUCUCCUACUGUCCCGUUGACGGUUCGUGGGGCUCCUGGAGCUCGUGGUCAGAGUGUGACGCAUGCGCGGGUGUCUCAGUCAGACAGAGGCAGUGUCACAGUCCUCCAGCGCGCUUUGGAGGUCUGCCCUGCAUGGGGGAGAGUCUGCAGAGUCGCGCGUGUCAUGAUAACACCACCGUCUGCUCAGACUGUGGAGGGGGCCAGCAGGAGUGGGUGUGUGGGAAACCGUGUCCUCGCUCCUGCUCCGAUCUUCACGGAGAUACGGAGUGUGUGGACGAUCCAGAAUCCUGCAGCCUUAGCUGUGGAUGUCCAGGACACACACUGCUGCAAGACGGAGUGUGUGUGGAGCCAGAGAUGUGCCGCUGUAAAUACCACAACACCAGCAUCAGCGCAGUAUCAGACUCGGGCAAUGUCUCCUGGUCAUGGAGCGACGCAUCAGACUGGCAGAUCACAGAACCAGGAGAAACCAUCAGCAGCCACUGCCACAACUGUACAUGUGAAGCAGGAGUCCUGCAGUGUGAUUCAGUUCCUGGUUGCCAUGUUGAUGGUGGAUGGAGCCAAUGGGGUGCCUGGUCUGAUUGCUCCGCCCAGUGUGGAGGCGGGGUUAAGUUGAGGGAUCGUCAGUGUGAUAACCCCACCCCUCAGAGCGGCGGGAGACAGUGUGCAGGAUCAGAGCGACAGCAGAAACACUGCAACACACACAACUGCACAGACUCUGGCCCGUGGCUGCAGUGGUCCAGGUGGUCUGCCUGCACCGUCAGCUGUGGUGGAGGCUCUCAGAGCCGCAGUCGUUCCUGUUCCACACCUCCAUGUUUAGGAAAGAGACGGCAGAGCAAGACCUGUAACACACAAGUGUGUCUGGAGGUGGGCUGUCCUCCCGGGCGUCUGUACCGUGAGUGUGAGCAUGGCGAGGGCUGUCCGUUCAGCUGUUCUCAGGUCAGUGGUCUGGAGGGCUGUUAUUCAGAGGGCUGUGAUGAAGGCUGCCACUGUCCACCAAACACCUUCCAGCACAACGGAUCCUGCGUCUCUGAAUGUCCGUGUGUGGUGGACUCUGACCUCUUGACCUCUCUACAAAGUGUGUUGGAGACCCCUGAUGUGACCUUUGACAUCCACAACAUCACACUAGGCUCAGAGCUGAUGUCCGGAGAGGAGCUCAUGCUGGAGUGCAGCUCAUGCUCCUGUGAGCAUGGUGUGUGGAACUGCACUCUGCUGCCGUGUCCCCGUGACGGAGGCCUGUCCGCCUGGGGCCCCUGGAGCUCCUGCUCUCUUAGCUGUGGAGGUCUGGGUCAGAGGAGCCGUAGCCGGAGCUGUGAGGAGCCUAGACCUGCUCACGGGGGCCGAGACUGUGAGGGUCCGCUGCUGGACACGGCCUACUGCCAGACCCCAGACUGCCCACGUGUAACAGUUCCAACGGAGGAGCCAUCUUUACCAGAUGAGGAUGCUGGAUUCUCUCAGUGGUCGGCGUGGAGCUCAUGCUCCAGAAGCUGUGCGGAUCCAGGUUCUCCUGGUGUGAAGUUUCGUCAGAGGGAGUGCGUUGUUGAGCUCUGCUCUGGAGAAACUGGACAGGAGAGAGUCUGCAACCUGCCUCAGUGUCCCGAUGCAGGUGUGUGUCAGGGCUUAGACUGCGCUCAGAGGAACUGCUCCUGGAUGGCGUGGAGUGACUGGAGUGUGUGUUCUCGCUCCUGUGGUGUCGGGCAGCAGCAGCGUAUCCGCACCUUCAUCGCUCCGGGACUCAACGGAUCCUGGUGUCCGGAUAUCCUGAGCGGAAAUACAGAGACACGCUUUUGUAACAUCAGAGCCUGCCGUGUGGACGGAGGCUGGUCUCGCUGGAGCUCGUGGUCUCGCUGUGAUAAAGGCUGUGGUGGCGGUCGCUCCAUCAGGACCCGCUCCUGCUCCAGUCCUCCACCAAAAAAUGGAGGCAGCAAAUGUGCAGGAGAGAAGAACCAGGUCAAACCCUGCAACACCAAACCCUGCGGUGAUCGGGGCUGUCCAGCGGGGCAGGAGUUUGUGUCCUGCUCUAAUGAAUGUCCUCAGCGCUGCUCAGACCUGCAGCAGGGCAUCCAGUGCCACACAAACACUGAGUGCCAGCCGGGCUGCCGCUGCCCACACGGUCAGCUGCUGCAGGACGGUGUGUGUGUUCAGACGUGGCAGUGUGAUUGUGUUGAUGCGUCUGGUCAGGUGUGGGCGUCGGGCAGCUCUCAUCAGCAGGACUGUAACACCUGCAGCUGCACAGACGCUCAGAUCACCUGCAGCAAUCACACCUGUGCGGAAGAGAAGAGCAGCUGCACCUGGAGCUCCUGGUCCACGUGGGCCUCCUGCAGCUCCUCCUGCGGCCCGGGACAGAGGACCCGCUUCAGAUCUCUGGUCCCGGAGGCUGAGGGUUCCAGCUGUCAGUUUGAGGAGGUUCAGCACAAACCUUGUGAUCCGGGUCCUUGUCCGCCUCUGUGUGUUCAUAAGAACCGAGAACUGUCUGUCGGAGACACCUGGACCGAUGGAGAAUGCAAACAAUGCACCUGUAUCCCUGAAGGAGAAUACUGCCAGGAUAUUGACUGUCAAGUGGAUGGUGGUUGGACCCCGUGGUCAGUGUGGUCCUCCUGUCCUGUUUCCUGUGGAAAGAGUAAACAGAUUCGAACCCGCGCCUGCAUCAACCCUCCACCCCGAAACAACGGCUCACACUGUACAGGACCUGAAAGAGACACCCGGGACUGCCAUUCUGGACCCUGCCUGGAUGACCUCUGCCCCUGGUCGACCUGGUCACGGUGUUCAGUCAGCUGUGGGGCGGGUCUGAUGUCCAGACGCAGACAGUGUGUAUGUGAUGAAGACGAGCAGGACUGUCCAUCAGACGUCCAGAGAGAUGAAGAGCAGACGCAGAUGUGCUAUAAGAGAGCCUGUCCAGUGUGUCCAAUGUCGGAGUGGAGUGUGUGGAGCGAGUGUUUAUGCAACUCACAGUUUGAGCUGCGGGUUCGAGUGCCGCUGGUUUUGUCCACCGGGGGGCAACGCUGCACUGAUGUGGAGAAACAGAGUCGACCCUGCAGACCCCAAAACUGCAAAGACUGUGAGAAACCCUUUGUGUUUUCUGAAUGUGGAUCUCCAUGUGAGAAACACUGUGAUCUGAUGGGGAAAGCAGACGCAUGCAUGUCCAGUCAGAACUGCACACCCGGCUGCUACUGCCCUGUGGGUCUGGUGCAGCAGAACGGUUCGUGUGUGCGGCCGGAUCAGUGUGGUUGUGUUCAUCUGCUCCUCCAGGAUUCACACAAACCUGUGACCGUCACUGUCCCGCAGGGGGCGCUGCUCACCACCGGCUGCAGGACAUGUCUCUGUCAUGACGGCUCUCUGCAGUGUGAUCUACGGGAAUGUGAAGUGGUGGUCAGCGAGUGGUCCUCCUGGAGCUCCUGUUCUCCGUGUGUGGAUCUGCGGUCGGUGCAGCGCAGGUUUCGGGCGUGUCUGCAUGUGGAGUCGGGUGAGCCGGUCAGCGGGAGUCAGUGUGAUGAAGAGCUGGAGGAGGAGAGAGACUGUCCACAUGCUGACGUCUGCAGAGAUGUGUGUGACUGGAGCUCGUGGAGCAGAUGGAGUGUGUGUAAAGAGCCCUGCAGUGGAGGAUUCAGACACAGAGAGAGACGACCUCUGACCUCUGACCCCAAACCACACUGUGCAGACCUGCAGAGCCAGAGUCAGAGCUGCAACACGGCCCUCUGCCCCGGUGAGCAUUGUGAGGACAGGGGGCGUGUCUUUGAUGGCUCCUGUGCCAAUCAGUGUCCUCGCAGCUGUGCAGAUCUGUGGGACCAUGUGCAGUGUCUACAGGGCGUCUGUCAUCCAGGCUGCCGGUGUCCGCCUGGUCAGCUCCUGCAGGAUGGAAGCUGUGUGCCGGUGGAUGAGUGUCGCUGUGGGCUCCCGAUGCAGAACGGGACACUGGAGAUCCGGCCUGGAGAAAACAUCACCCUCAGCUGCAACACCUGUGUGUGUGUGAACGGCUCUCUGGUGUGUACGGAUCAUGUGUGUCCGCUGUACGGCUCAUGGGGAUCGUGGAGUGUGUGUUCGGUGUCGUGCGGGACAGGUCAGAGGACACGUGUGCGCUCCUGCACACACACCAGUGUAGGAUUAAGCUGUACACACACCAUCCAGUCCCAGAACUGCUCACUGAGCACCUGUCCAGCUGGCUGUGUGUUGAGCGAGUGGUCAUCCUGGAGCGACUGCAGCGCCUCAUGUGGUGGAGGAGUGUCACUGCGCAGAAAAACUGUCCUACAGGAACCCGAAGCUGGGGGUGUGAGCUGCUCCGGACCCCUCGAACAGCACACCGCCUGCAAUACUAACAGCUGCCUGCCUGGUUGUCCUGCUGGUCAGAUCUUCAGCUCGUGUGCUGGAUCAUGUCCCUUCAGCUGUGAGGAUCUGUGGCCGGAAAACCAGUGUGUGCCGCUGGACUGCAGUGCUGGGUGCAGAUGCCCGUCUGGAGAGGUGAUGCUCAACGGGACGUGUGUUUCUCAAUCCCAGUGUCCGUGUUCAGUGUUCUCGCUCCUGCUGGAGUCUACAAACAGCACUCUGGAUUUCCAGGAUCACGAGGUUCCAGCCGGGACCGUCAUCCCCAACUCCUGCAACUCAUGUGUCUGUGAAGGCGGAUUCUUUACCUGCACUAAUGAGUCAUGUGACGUGGACUGUGAGUGGAGCAGCUGGUCCUCUUGGAGCUCGUGUUCGGUGUCCUGUGGCUCUGGUCAACAGUUCUCCAGCCGGACGAUACACCGCCAGCGGCAGUAUGCAGGACAGGAGUGCGAGGGUCCCACACACACCUCACAGACCUGCAGGAGCCCCGAGUGUGAGUGUCCCGCCGGCGAGCGCUGGCUCUGGGCUGACUCUGGAUCAGAGCGAGUGUGUGAACGAGGCUGUCUGGAUCUCUAUUCUCCUGAACCGCUGAACUGCUCGGGCCCCGGGACCGCAGAGGGCUGUGUUUGUGAGGCGGGUCGAUACCGGAGCCUUGAGGGCCAGUGUGUGAUUCCUGCUCUGUGUGAAUGUGAAGAUGAAGACGGGACUCUUCAACAGCCGGGGUCAGAGUGGGUGGACGGCUGUCAAUCAUGUCGCUGCGUCAAUGGCCAGAAACACUGUCAAUCAAACUGUCCUCCGCUUCACUGCUCAGAGGGGGAAGUGAAGGUUCUGGAAGCGGGCGACUGCUGUCCGGUGUGCCGCAUGCAGUUUCCAGAGGAUCCUGUUGCUGAGUGCCGCCGCCACACUGAGGUCAGGAACAUCACCAAGGGCGACUGUCGCCUGGACAACGUGGAGGUCAGUUUCUGCAGAGGGCGCUGUUUAUCCAGGACCGACGUCAUUCUGGAGGAGCCGUACCUGCAGGCUUUCUGCGACUGCUGUAGUUACAAACUGGACCCACAGAACCCGGUGCGGUUCCUCAAUCUGCGGUGUGCCAGCGGAGAUCUGGAGCCCGUGGUUCUGCCCGUCAUCCACAGCUGCGAGUGUACCAGCUGCCAGGGCGGAGACCUGUCGAGACGCUGAAUGGCCACUGAUGAAUGGACAGAGAUGCUUCGUCCUCGUAUUCGUCCAGUGCUCUUUAUGUAGCUUGUCAUUAUAUGACUGGAUCUUUUCUAUUUAAUAAUUCCUGAAGCUCUACGAGAUCUAUUCUGUACAGCCUUUAAAUUAUGAUUGAUUUCUGUUCACUCUUUAAUAUUUUAUAUUAAGAAAUUGUAUGAAAAGCUUUGGAUUAGCUGUUGAUUCCUAAUUGUUAAUAUUUGCCAAAGACGGUCUUUUUUUCAGUUGACAUGACUUCUUUAAUAAAUAUUUGUAGUAAAUGUUUGUAUUAUAAAAGGCAAAUAUGUUGAAUUCUACUGUA